UCGCUGUAGUUGCCGUCGUCCAUGGUUCAUCAACACAAGUCAAGCUCGGGUCUACGGCAGACGAACAAGCCUCAUAGUAGUAAGAAGGUGGUGGAUAAGGGAAGGAGGAGCUCUGUGAAGAGCAUUAGAGUUGGAAAUAAGGAGAUUAGUAAACAGGAUAGGAGGAAUCAGGCACGGCAGUUGAGGGAAAAUAGAAGGCAGUCCAUAGUAGCUAAGAGGAGGGUAGCUGAGGGCAAGGACGGCAGCAAGGGGCCCUUGAAUGUGGCGGUAGUGGCAUUUCAUGGUGAGGUCGAUAUGAGGGCAUUGUGGGGGUUUAUUGGGAACGGAAUGGAAUGGAAAGAGGAUGGAGUAAAUGUUGCUGACCUUGGUAGUGUGAGGGUUAUCGCCUCGCCGUUGAGGACGGUGCAUAGCUGUUUGGAUACGGUGUUGGCGAGUGAUGUUCUGGUGGGGGCCUUCGUGGGGGAUAGGCUAUGCGAUCACGAGCACAGUGCAUUUGACGAGCUGGGGUAUGAUAUCCUGACCAAUUUGAAGAUGAAUGGCAUGCCGGGUGAAGUGAUAGGUGUGACGGCGCCGUCCAAGAAUACGGGGGAGGAUUUGCUUUCUGGCAGGCAGCUUGACCUCAGCCUCAAAACAGUUCAGAGGUACCUUCGUUCGGAGGUUCCGCGGGCUCAGGGGAAGGUGUAUAACCUUCCUAAGGAUUCGGAUUCAUUUGUGAAAGGGUUGCAGGCCUGCGUGGGGACGAAUGAUGAGGGCAUGAAAUGGAGAGAGGAAAGGGGUUAUAUGAUAGUGGAUCGCAUCGAGCCAGAGGCUGGUCAGCCCAACGGGCAUUGGGCGGUGUCGGGAUGGGUGAAGGGAACAGGGUUUGCCUGCAACUAUGGGGAGACUUCUGAGGACGGCGAGGGGGCAUGCGUGCACAUCACGGGCUAUGGUGAUGCUAUACUGGAGGGCAUCACGGGGAGUGCUGGGGAAUUGAUCGAUCGACGGUUGUAUGAAGUGGCUCAGAGACUGAGGCCAUAUGAUCCGAGCGAUGAGGAACAGACUUGGCCUACUGAGGAGGAGCUUAAUGAAGCUAACAAGAGAAUGAUUAAAAUGCCUCAAGGUGCUGGUCUCAGCGAAUUUGAGCUUGCUUGGCUGGGAGAGGAGGCUGACGGCGACGAUCAGAUGAUGCUCGAUGAUAAUGAGAGGGCAGCUGUUGAUGACAAGACGGCGGAGCAGCAGGUUGAGGUGAAGCAUAAGAUUGAGAUGGAGAUGCGCUCCAAGGAGGAGAUGGACUUCCCUGAUGAAGUUGAUACCCCCUGUGAUAAGCCUGCGAGAGAAAGAUUCCAGAAGUAUCGUGGGAUGCAGUCUCUCCGUACGAGUACGUGGGAUCCCUAUGAGAGCCUUCCUACAGAGUACAGUAGAAUAUGGGAGUUCGAGAGUUUCUCUGCCACAGCAAAGGCGGCUAAAACUGAGUAUAAGAAUGGCAUUAAGGCGGAGGCUAAGGCGGGGAAUUACGUGACUUUGCAUAUUUCUGGCAUGGAGAGUCUCACUUUCGAUAACCGCGUCCCGUUGGUGGUCUCUUCCCUGUACCGUCACGAGACCCGAGUUACUGUGAUGCAUGCUAGCCUCAGUCGGACGCCGGAGACGGAUGAUGUUGUGAUUAAAUCUAAGGAGGUGGUGUUGCUCCGCUGCGGCUUCAGAAGUCUUCCUGCGAGGCCAACUUAUGCUAGUAACAUCCGAGGUUCGAGCAGCUCGGGAGGGGCAGCUGAUGAAAAGGGGAGGAUGCUGAGGUUCUUCCACCCAAAUCCGAAGGCAACUACUCUGGCCUGUUUCUAUGCGCCGGUUAUGUUCCCUCCGGCGCCUUGUCUGAUGUAUACAGCAGAUGGUAAACGGCUGACAGCUUGGGGGAGUGUUGAGGGCUCUUUCCCUGCUAAGGUCCUCAUCAAGAGAAUUGUCCUUACUGGAUACCCUUAUCGCGCCCACAAGAGCAAAUCAGUGGUCCGAUUUAUGUUCUUUAAUCCUGAUGAUAUCAACUGGUUCAAGCCGGUGGAGCUUCAGUCUAAGAAGGGUCUUAGGGGGCAUAUAACGGAGGCCUUGGGGACGCACGGCUACAUGAAGUGUCGAUUCAACGGUCAAGUUACUCAGGACGACACAAUUGUUAUGCCGUUAUAUAAGAGAGCCUUUCCCAAAUGGUACCCACCGUCCUGGGGGAUGACCGAAACGUAUAAGCCUACUGAUGAGUGAAUGCUCUUACUACUGUUGUAUAUUCCUACUACUAC
This is a messenger RNA of Perkinsus marinus ATCC 50983, 2258 nucleotides long. Its product is annotated as ribosome biogenesis protein tsr1, putative. Gene Ontology annotation, molecular function: U3 snoRNA binding; GTPase activity; GTP binding. NCBI's taxonomy places the organism in Eukaryota, Perkinsozoa, Perkinsida, Perkinsidae. Gene Ontology annotation, biological process: ribosome biogenesis; maturation of SSU-rRNA from tricistronic rRNA transcript (SSU-rRNA, 5.8S rRNA, LSU-rRNA); endonucleolytic cleavage of tricistronic rRNA transcript (SSU-rRNA, 5.8S rRNA, LSU-rRNA). The coding region runs from base 22 to 2223 and encodes 733 amino acids. The transcript has 13 exons. Gene Ontology annotation, cellular component: preribosome, small subunit precursor; nucleus. The record is from RefSeq and is a predicted model, not a curated record.